Messenger RNA from Thunnus maccoyii (southern bluefin tuna), 7127 nucleotides. RefSeq names its product ras-related protein Rab-27B-like. Lineage: Eukaryota; Metazoa; Chordata; Actinopteri; Scombriformes; Scombridae. The transcript has 6 exons. The record is from RefSeq and is a predicted model, not a curated record. Gene Ontology annotation, biological process: positive regulation of exocytosis; melanosome transport. Gene Ontology annotation, cellular component: secretory granule; melanosome. The coding region runs from base 1807 to 2463 and encodes 218 amino acids. Gene Ontology annotation, molecular function: GTPase activity; GTP binding.
ACACAAUCACAGACGGAACAAAAAUGAAAAAUGAAAGCAAACGCACAGACAGCACAGCGUGAUAGGCCAAAGCAUCUCCCCUCAACACAACACACAACACCCCACAUGAAAUACAUUAAAGCUUUCUAUUACAUAUUGUUAUCUAGUGAUCCCCACAGCUAAUACAUCCAGGAAGCUACCCCACAUUUCAGUUUGGCUAGCAUUAACUCGUAUCAGAGACGAGGCGAGCUCGACAAGGGCUGGUCCAACCACUCCUCAAUUGCCCCAACCACUUGUGUCCAAAAUGGGGAAACCAAUUCAACCACAUGAGGUGCAGAAGGUACCCAUAGAACUCUUACAUUUCCAGCAUCCAUUGCUUCGAAAAAGACCAAGCUUUUAUGUCUGACUGGAGUCCAAUAUUAUCUAUGAAUUAUUUUAUAAUGUAUACAUUUUCUCUUACUCUCCCUUACUGGCCAACCCAUGUUAUGGACAUUAUUCUCCCAAACCUCUUGUUCAAGCUCAGUGUCCAGGUCCCUUUGCCAUACUAUCCUCAGACUCUCACUUUUACCAUACAGAGCAUUUGCUGCCAUUUUGUAAAAUACAGAGGAUGAUUGUACAAUAUUGGGAAGCUUUAGACACCUUUGCAAUACACUUUCCUCCUGUCCUGUAUUAAAACCCAAGUUAACUGCAUUCUUGAAACGCAUGAUGUUGAUUAGACUACAAAGGGAAUAAGUCUAUAAGGUCAGAAAACUUGUCAUUUAGAUGUAAGGGGACCGAAUUUACCAAUGAACAUUAGUGAAAACCCCUCACUGUUGAAAAAGCUGACCAGCCAAUAAGAUAUUCCAACCAGUUCCGGAGAAACAAGGACCUAUUUUUUCUUACAGCCUAACGAUUGUUCCAAAUUUAAAGAUUCCCUCCAGACAUGUACUAAGACAAUAAAAUAGCUACACUGCUUUGCACAAUAUGUGUGUCUGAUAUGGUUUUUCCACAAAAAUGUAUAAUGACCACUUUAAAAUCCUGAAAAUGACAUCUACUUUUUCUCCCUCAUUAAAAACUCCAGAAUCUAUGGAAUAAUAGGCCUAUAUUUUUUAUAUUUCAAAAGUUUAACAGCUGGACACAAGAUGUCUCCUACUUCUUUUUAAAGUCAACUCUCAGUGUUUGUGCACUGGAGGCUUCAAGUUUCCACAUCACACUUGUGUAAGCUGAACAUAGUUUGAGUGUAGGGGGACUUUAACAUUCAUGCCGGGGAAAAAGUUUGUAGUUUGCUUGUAAAAUAACACUGAAUAAAAUGAUUUGUUUGUGAUAAAACUACUUCUAGAAAAUGACAUCAUCAGAAAAACCGUUCAAGUCUGGCAUGGGACAUUGUUGCACCUCUCUCUUCCUUGUUUCCUGUCAUCUCUACACUACUGCCAUAUGGUAAAGUCGUAAAACGCCUUAAAAAAUAAUAAUAAAAGGAAGCACAUGGAAAGUGGGAAAUCCGAGUUUCCAAGUAGUACGUGAAGGCGGCGGGAGCGUCAAACCUCCACCCCUCGAGGAAGCCGAGCGACAUCCAUCAGACUCUCUGUCGUAGGUACAGUCGAGCCCUCCUCAGGCUGCACCCCAGCAAACACCCCGCCGGGCCGCCGCGCUGAGCUCAGAGCAGGGCUGCUGAUCUCUGCGCGGAUUUUCCUCUCGAUCGGGACUGUGGGAGAGAUGCGACGUCUCGGAGGAGGAGGAGGAGACCAACUGGCCAGGCAGCAGCAGCAGCAGCAGCAACAGCAGACACCUGAGAGCAAGAUCUGAGUUUGUUUCCAUAACGUCACAGAAAGGUUUAUUGCGGUCAUCACUAUGACUGAUGGGGAUUAUGACUACCUUAUAAAGCUCCUUGCCCUGGGGGACUCCGGUGUGGGGAAGACCACCUUCUUGUACCGAUACACAGACAACAAGUUCAACCCCAAGUUCAUCACCACAGUCGGCAUCGACUUCAGGGAAAAGAGAGUGGUGUACACAGCGUCCAACCCCAAUGGGACGACCACAGGGAAAACCUUCAAGGUCCACCUUCAGCUCUGGGACACAGCUGGACAGGAGAGGUUCCGCAGUCUGACGACGGCGUUUUUCAGGGACGCCAUGGGGUUCCUGCUGAUGUUUGAUCUCACCAGCCAGCAGAGCUUCCUCAAUGUCAGAAACUGGAUGAGCCAGCUACAGGCCAAUGCCUACUGUGAGAACCCAGAUAUUGUGUUGGUAGGAAACAAGGCAGACCUGGCUGACCAGCGUGAGGUUCAGGAGAAACAGGCCAAGGAGCUGGCAGAUAAAUACGGGAUCCCGUACUUUGAGACGAGUGCAGCGACAGGAGUUGAGGUCGACAAGGCAGUGAUAACACUGUUGGACCUGGUCAUGAAGAGGAUGGAGCAGUGCGUCGACAAACCGCCUGCUGAGCCGGCUAACGGCAACGGGGCCACAAAGCUUGACGCUGCGCCGCCUAAUGAGAAGAAAUGUGCAUGCUAGAUGAAGAGCCGAUUCAGGAAAUGACCAGUCAGCGCUCCUCUGUCGUCUGUCCUUUCUACUUCCCUUCUUUUUUUACUUUCUCCUUCUCUGUCAUCUUUGAUUGCAUGUUUCUUUGUCUUCUCCUCUUCACUCCCUUCUCUCCAAAACUAAACAUUGUCCAUCUUCUCCUCCUCUUUUCUUUCUUUUCCACCCUUUUUUCUUCCUUCUCCAUCCAAACUGUCUGCCACUUUGGCAAUGAAACAACCCUAUCCCCCUCUAGUGGAUAUUCAAGCUAAUACAGUCCCAGCCUGUCUGCCCUUGGGCUCUAUCCAUGCUUGAGCUCUGUUUAGGAGGAAAUUAAAACAGGAGAGGACAGUUUCAUCACUGUCAGACAUAUAAUGUGCCUAGUUUAAAACAUGCAGCCUGGGAAUUAAGCUCUGCACGCUCCCAAUUUCUCUGCUCAAAAGUUGUUUUAAUGAUUUUAAAUGGACCUAAACAGGCAAAGGAACUUUAAUUUGAACUCUUUAAAGUCUUAUCUACUCAUCACUUUGUAACAAGGGAAAGAUUUGACUUCAUGUUUAGGCUGUCACUGGAUGACAGGCUGUGUAAAUUAAGUCAUUGUCCCCUCCUGAAACUUUUCCUCCUGGACUAGAGUGAGCAACUGUGUGACCAGUGUGUUUUUAUUUUUAUUUUUUCCCUGUUUCACACUGUUUCCUGUGCUGUACCUGUAUUAGCCAUGUGUUGCAAUUUGUCAGUGUUUGGAUACUUUUACAUUUUGAUUAGUAGCCCUACUUCAGAUUAUUCAGUUUGAAAACUUUUCUGACUGACUCAACAGACACAAAUGUUUCAGCUAGCACUUGUUUGCAGCCUGGCUGGUUAUAUUUUGCUGUUGAACAAAGCUAACUCUCUUAGACCUCUGUGAUGCUGCCAGACUUGGCUGACUGCAGAUUUGUAGACAUUAUACCAUUCAUGUAGUAGGGCCAAUAUGGAUACAGCAUGGCACAUGUGCAACGGAGAAAAAAAAGCCAACAUUGUAUAUCAUGAACAUUUGUUAUAGACCAGGAUAGACGCAUUGUUCCAAACGGAUCUACUGCCUUGGCUUUUAAAGCGUUAAUUCACUGUGGCAGGACAGGUUUUAAUCUCUGUGGGAGUUUGAGACAAGUCAGCUAAAAAUAUAGGCUGCUCUGGGGACCAUUAUCACCAUGACUUACUAACAUUUAACUGAACGUGACAUUGUAAUGCAGCCUAAAAAAGAUAAAUGCUAUUUUACAGAUAGAACUAACGUGGCAUUUUGUAAGAAAAUCAGAUAAAAAUCAAAUGGGGGGCGGGUAGUGAGGCUGGGGAUCAUGAAAAUAGACCUGAGUCUGGUGACAUUAGAUCCUCAGUGCAGCUGAUUAAAUUUUGACCUCAUCUCUUUUUAUCAAAAAAUCACACAAAGUGAAAUAUCGCUUUAAGGCCCCAUUUAUGUUAGAAUAUAGAGUGACCAAUAAUUUAUAUUAAAAGAAUUAUAAAACAUAGAUUAUUAUUACUGUUGUCAUUUUUUGUUACAUUCUUUAUAUUUCACACACCUAUUCUUUUGUUAUUUUCAUGUAAGUCAAGAGAAAACUAUCUCAGCUGCUUUUAUACUUAUGAUUUUCACUGCUGUGUUCUUGAGCUCAGUUGUCAAAUUAACCCAGAAAUUACAAAUUUAUUGACAAAAUGUGUCUCUAACAUGAAGAAAACACACUAUUAUAAAAUUUUAAAGAAGUAUAGUAGAAAUUGUUUAAGACAUAUUUUUAUUGUGUUUUGUAGCUUAACACUAUCAUCGUUUUUCCAUUUGUUUACCGGACCAUUUAACAGUUGCUGUGCAGAAAACCCAGUGAAAUUAAAACUAAACUAAACUAAAUUUCUCUUAGUUCUAUUUAAAAGGCUGCAUGUUUUGCACCUGGAGCACAACGAAAAACAUUCGUCUUAAGAGGCCAUGUAGACUUUAAUUGAGUUGAAAAUUUCUGUUUCUUUAAAUGUACAAAAUCUGCUUCUGGUCCAAGAUUAUCUCCUUUGUAAAUCAACAAUUUUCCUUAAAUCAAGUAACACCCUGAUCUGCCUUACAUCAUGAAAAAUGUUGAGAUGUUGAUUUGCACAAGAAACAAGAGAAAUCAUCUUUCUGCUUGCCACCUGCUGGCAGCUAAAUAUUUAUUUUAAGUGCAUAAUGUUAAGAAUAUUAAGAUCACUGCAGGUUGGUUUUCAAAGUGUACUGAGAGUGAAAGCAGUGGCAGCAGAAUGGGUGAGCAGUAAUGUUAAGUAUACCGUACAUGUCACAAAUUAACAGCAAAAGACUGCUGUGGUCUUUUAAAUAUUAUAAAAUUUCAAUAUUUGAUUAAAUAUGGUAUUUUUCAGUAAUAUUUUUUGUAUUGUGCACUCCAUUAAAAGACUCUUAGUUUAGAUGCCAUAAUACUUUGGCUUCACCUCGCUGUCACCUUUAAUCUGCCAGUGUGCCAAAAAAAGGAAACACCACAAACAAGCAUUGGUUUUCUAUAAACCCAAACCUCAUUCUGCUGUUCACUCAGAGAAAAAUUGCCUUCACAUUUUAAAAAAUGUUUGUGUGUGUGUAUGUGUGUGUGUGUAUUUUUUGUUUGAAAGCCAAGUCAUAUGCCAACAUCUGAUCACAGUGCCAUAUUAAACACUCACCACUUUUUGAUUACAAUUUAUAAAAACCUUAACAAAUUGAUGUAAAAAGACUUAGGACUCUGGCUCACAUUCUAACAUUAUCUCCCAGUUACUGAGCUCCAUAGAAUAGUUAUGAUUUUUUUUCCAGAAAAUAUUUGUGUAGGUUUGUUUGUACUGUUUCAGCUAAUCAUCUGCUCACUUUUUACACUCACAUCAGUAGAUUUUAUCUUUUAUUCUGGUCUGAAGUCAUGUAAUCAUAAUGCACUAACCAUAACUUUACAUAUUUCUAAAGUGUUACAGAAGCAGCUUAUGAAAUCCUCUUAAUAUACUGUAGGUUUUAUUUUUUGUUUCAUGAACCAAGUUCUGUUACAGUGAGGCAAGAUAUUUCAGUAAAAUUGUCUCCAAAGAUUUACCUGAGUGAUAGUUUGACUUAAAGCUGCAUUAAUUGAAUUUUUGUCCACUAGGGGGCAGUGGAACAGCAUUAACAUAUUAUCAGCUUUUAAAGUUGGUGAAUAUGUUAAACUAAAACAGUUGCUUAUUUACACAUCCACAGAGCAACAUUAUCACAUCAUUGGAGUUGUGUUUGUGUCCAUCUGAUGAAUGUAGAGGCAAUAUUCACUCUCCUUUUAGCUCAGGUUGGUCUCCACCAACUACUGAGAACAAUAUCUGUCUCUCUAACUUUGUCCGUCCAGCAUGUGGUGCUGAGUAGGUAUGUACAGCGGGUUUAUCAGAGCUUGUUUGCUGAAUACAGCUGCAUCAAGACCAAAAUUAUGAGCUAAAAGAGGCUAAAACGCUCUGUAUAAUGCUGCAGAGGUGGGUCCACCUCUGUGGGUCCACUAUGAGUGCCAACUUUCACAUUACACAUAGUCGUGUCAUCCAAUUUUUCUAUGAAAAUAUUGAUUAAUGCAGCUUUAAAACGUCUUACAAGUGUCUUUUAAAAAUCUUAAUCUUAACAAGUGUUGAUUUCAUUAAAACCACUAAUCAGGUUUGUAACUUGUUGCAUGUUUUUUUGAAAAGUUUCCAUGUUUUUGGUAAAAGUUGGAUGAAACAUAAAAAAGAAAUAUUGGUUACCCGAGGCAUCUGUCAUGCAGAACCUUAUUGAUUAAAAAGACUAAUUUAAGCCCAAAUCUGUUGCCAGCAAAAUGUUUACUCAGCAAUUUUAGUUUAUUUUACAAUAAAAAAAAGAUGACAUCUCAGCUCAAAUAGAGAAAGGAGACAAAAUGAUCUAAUAAAAAACAUUAACAUAACUUAACAAGCAUUAACAGAACAAAAGUAAUGCGUUAUUAUUGGCACUGGUUUUCUUAGUAUUUGAGACCUGGAGUCAAGAUUUCCAAAUCGAAAACCAUUUUCUAAAAACCUAAAAACCUUGAACCAAUGCCUUUUUAAUGUGACAAUCUUCCGAACCAAUUUGUCAGCUUUAAUCUGAGCCUUCCGUCUUGCGUUGCUCAUCAUAUUUUCUCAAAUUUCAUGAAAAUGUGUCCUCUGAUGCCUUUUUGUUUAAAUUCAGUAUUCAGUUAUGCCACACUUGUAUCUGACAUUAACUUGACUGUGUUGAAACAUGUUUUUCCUGACGCAUCUCCUCCGUAAACCUUCUCAGUCUUAAAUGUAGUUUAUGAAUUCACUUUGAAAGUUUACACUGUUUGAAGAGUCAUGUUGUGCCUGUUUUUAACUCUUCUGUCUGAUCCUCUGUAAAGUUUGUGAGCUACUGAAUAUUUUAAUGCAUUGUUGAUUAUAGAUUACAAAGCAGACGCAAAAGAGUACGGAAGUCAUGAUGUUGUUCUUUUGUGCUGAUAUAUCGAGACAACUAACCAAUCCAAGUACCUCUAAGAGCUUUUAUUUUUGGAAAUCCUCUGUGUGAAUUCUCUCUGAUGCCUGCGGUUUGUGAACGUUUCAGUUUUCACUGUUUGUAUCGAUGCCUGUGUGUGUUUGUUGGGUUUGUUGCACCGUCAGCAUGUUUGACACCAUGAGAAUGAAAUGACCUGUGAUGCGUUCGGUGUUUCUGAUGUCAGAGCUGCAAAUAAAUCUCUGUGUUUGUUUUA